Molecule: messenger RNA, 9222 nt
Organism: Myxocyprinus asiaticus (Chinese sucker)
Lineage: Eukaryota; Metazoa; Chordata; Actinopteri; Cypriniformes; Catostomidae
Product: glutamate receptor ionotropic, NMDA 2A-like
Exons: 13
Coding region: 122-4507 (1461 amino acids)
Biological process (GO): excitatory postsynaptic potential; monoatomic ion transport; synaptic transmission, glutamatergic
Cellular component (GO): plasma membrane; NMDA selective glutamate receptor complex; postsynaptic membrane
Molecular function (GO): NMDA glutamate receptor activity; transmitter-gated monoatomic ion channel activity involved in regulation of postsynaptic membrane potential
Source: RefSeq, a predicted model, not a curated record
AGUUGAGGGGUUCGUCGCUGGGGAUAACUGUUCAUAUUUCCAACCUGGCUGCUGGGCGGAGGACUGUUGCAAUGCCAUCCCAUUCAACAUUUUUGGUGCUUUGUGGAAAAGGGAUGCUGGAAUGAAGCUGAGCACUAUGGGGUUCUCCAGUUUGGUUCUUCUGACUCUUCCAGCUCUCCUUACCCUCAUCAGCAACUCACAUGCAGCAGAGAAAGUGCCCAUACUGAACAUUGCUGUCAUCCUGGGUCAAACACGCUACAUCUCAGACAGAGAUAUACGUGCUCUGUGGAGCAAAGAUGAUCCCAUUGACGUCAACGUCGUGACCCUGCUAGUGAAUGAGACGGACCCCAAAAGCAUAAUUACCCAUGUGUGCGAUCUUAUGUCCGGGACUAAAAUCCAUGGGGUGGUGUUUGGGGACGGCACAGACCAGGAAGCCAUUGCCCAGAUUUUGGAUUUUAUUUCCUCUCAGACAUUGAUACCCAUCCUGGGGAUCCAUGGGGGCUCGUCCAUGAUCAUGGCGGAUAAGGAUGUGAAAUCAACAUUCUUCCAGUUUGGGGCCUCAAUCCAGCAGGAGGCGCUGCUCAUGCUCAACAUCAUGGAAGAGUAUGACUGGCAUGUCUUCUCCAUAGUGACCAGCAAGUUCCCAGGAUACCAGGAUUUCAUUGCCAUUCUGAAGACCACGGUGGACAACAGCUUUGUGGGUUGGGACCUUCAGCACACCAUCACUUUUGAUGCAGUAGACGGGGACUCUCGAACCCAGAUUCAGCUAAAGAAGGUGCAGUCUCCAGUCAUCCUGUUGUUCUGCUCCAAGGACGAAGCAUCUUAUAUCCUGGAGGAGGCUCGUUCGCUGGGACUUACCGGAUAUGGCUACAUCUGGAUCGUGCCUAGUCUGACCACGGGUAAUCCGGAAAUCACACCAGAUUCGUUCCCCUCUGGAAUGAUCUCUGUAUCCUACGAUGACUGGGACUAUCCUCUGGAGGCGAGGGUUCGGGAUGGGCUUGGGAUUAUAACUACAGCUGCUGCAGCCAUGUUGGAAGAGUUUGGGGAUAUUCCAGAGGCCAAAACGAGUUGCUAUGGCCAAAUGGAGAAAGCGAAGUUGCCACCCAGCGCAUUACACAAGUACAUGAUGAACGUAACCUGGGACAGCAGAGAUUUGUCCUUCACAGAGAAUGGUUACCAAGUGCAUCCCAAACUGGUGGUGAUUGUUUUGAACAAGGACAGAGAGUGGGAAAAGAUGGGCAAAUGGGAGAACCAGAGUUUGACUUUGAAAUAUCCGGUGUGGCCACGCUUCAACUCUUUCGGUGACGCUGAGACGGAUGACAACCACCUGACCAUUGUAACAUUGGAAGAGAAGCCUUUUGUCAUCGUGGAGAACGUGGAGCGUCUCACGGGCACCUGCAUGAGAAACUCUGUGCCCUGCCGCAAACACAUCAAAGACAAUACCACCGUGGGAGGAGGAACAUACAUUAAAAAGUGCUGCAAAGGCUUCUGCAUCGACAUCCUAAAGAAGAUUGCACGGAAUGUGAAGUUUACAUAUGAUCUUUAUCUAGUGACCAAUGGGAAGCAUGGGAAGAAGAUCAACAAUGUGUGGAAUGGCAUGGUGGGAGAGGUGUUGAACAAAAAAGCAGUCAUGGCUGUGGGCUCCCUGACAAUCAAUGAGGAGCGCUCAGAGGUCAUUGAUUUCUCUGUCCCUUUUGUGGAAACAGGGAUUAGUGUGAUGGUAUCCCGUAGCAACGGAACCGUAUCUCCAUCAGCGUUUUUAGAGCCCUUCAGUGCAUCUGUGUGGGUGAUGAUGUUUGUGAUGCUGCUGCUGGUCACUGCAAUGGCUGUCUUCAUGUUUGAGUACAUCAGCCCCUUAGGCUUCAACAGAAACCUAGCUCAGGGCAAAGAUCCCCAUGGACCAUCCUUCACAAUGGGGAAAGCAGUUUGGCUGUUGUGGGGUUUGGUAUUCAACAACUCUGUGCCAGUGCAAAACCCCAAAGGCACCACCAGUAAAUUCAUAGUGUCCGUCUGGGCCUUCUUUGCUGUCAUCUUCCUGGCCAGUUACACUGCUAACCUGGCCGCCUUCAUGAUCCAAGAGGAAUUUGUUGACCAAGUGACGGGUCUGAGUGACAAAAAGUUCCAGAGUCCAUACUCCUACUCCCCUCCUUUCCGCUUUGGAACGGUUCCCAACGGAAGCACAGAAAGGAACAUCAGAAAGAACUACCCAGACAUGCACCAGUACAUGGUGAAGUACCAUCAGACCGGGGUGAACGACGCGCUAGUCAGUCUGAAGACUGGCAAACUUGAUGCCUUCAUAUACGAUGCAGCUGUGUUGAAUUAUAUGGCCGGUAGGGAUGAGGGCUGUAAACUAGUGACUAUUGGUAGCGGUUACAUCUUUGCCACCACUGGCUAUGGCAUCGCCCUGCAGAAAGGCUCGCUUUGGAAGCGCCCAGUGGAUCUGGCCAUCCUUGCUAUUAUCGGAGAUGGUGAGAUGGAGGAGUUGGAGGCUCAGUGGCUGACUGGGAUCUGCCACAAUGAGAAGAACGAGGUGAUGAGCAGCCAGCUGGAUGUGGACAACAUGGCUGGAGUGUUCUACAUGCUGGCGACUGCCAUGGGUCUCAGCCUCAUUACCUUUGUCUGGGAGCACCUGUUCUACUGGAGACUCCGAUACUGCUUCACUGGCAUCUGCUCGGGCACACCUGGCCUGCUCUUUAGCAUCAGCAGGGGUAUAUGGAGUUGCAUUCAUGGUGUCCAUAUCGACAUGAAAAAGAAGUCGUCUGACUUGGACUUCAGUCCACAGUCCAACAUGCUUAAGCUAAUCAAGUCUGCCAAGCAGAUGACUAACAUGACCAACCUCAGCGGCUCCAGGAUCAACUCCCCUAAACGUGGCAGUGAGUUCAUGCACUCGGCCAGCCCUAUGAUCAUUGACAUGAUGUCAGAGAAAGGGAACUUCAUCUACACUGACAAUCGCAGCUAUGCCCAAAAGGAUAUUUAUGGAGACUCCAGCGACUUGCAGGCUUAUCUGACCAAUCGCCACAAAGACCACCUGAACAACUACAUCUUCCAGGGUCAACACCCCCUCACCCUCAAUGAAUCAAACCCCAAUACGGUAGAGGUGGCGGUGAGCGCAGACACGGCCCAGCCCAAUGCGAAACCCCGGGCUCUGUGGAAAAAAUCAGUGGAUACAUUGCGUCAAACACCUGGGCCUGAUACUUUGGCCCCAGACCCCCGUCUGUCCAUGAAGAGUCAGAGGUACCUUCCAGAGGAUGCGGCACACUCUGAUAUCUCAGACUGCUCAAGCAGGGCCACCUCCUACAAAGAUCCCGACAAUAACAAGCACCUGAAGCCCAAGGAUAACUUAAAAAAAAGAUCGAUGACGUCAAAAUACCCUAGGGAUUGCAGUGAAGUAGAGCUGUCCUACUUAAAAAAUAAGCAGGGCGGAACGGGCCGGGAGAAAAUCUACACCAUAGACUCUGACCGGGAGCUGAGUCUGCACUCAGAGCCACAGCACUACAGAGAAGGCCGAGGCCUCACAACCGACGAUUUGGAUUUUGCUGAAGUUUACUCCGACCACAAUGACAAUUACAGGAAAUGCGACCAGCCCAUCAUCCAUCUAAACAGCAGCCCACUGCAUCAAAGCAACUCCGACCUCCUGCCAGACAACGUCUACAACACACACUACAGCUUGAAAGAGAAAAAUCUCAGUUCACACGAAAGCAACGACCGUUUCAAACAGACUCACUGCCGGAGCUGUCUUUCCAAGGUACCCAACUACAGCACUGGGCCGUACGCCCCUGUACGCUCCCCAUAUAACCGGUGUGAGGCUUGCCUCCACAUGGGCAACCUGUAUGACAUCAGUGAGGACCAGAUGCUGCAGGAGGCCAUGAUCAGCCCUAGCAAGCAGCAUGAUGACAUGUUCAGCCACUAUUGGCCUCAGACUGAUGGGCCGCACGUACAGAGGAGGAACAGACUGAGGCUCAGCCGUCAGCAUUCCUUUGACAAUAUCAUGCUUGAGAAGCCCAAAGAGAUUGACCUGAAUCGGCCGGCACGGAGCGUCAGCCUAAAAGAGAAGGACCGCUUCCUUGAUGACAGCCCUUAUGUGAACAUGUUUAACAUCAAGGCUGACAAACUGUUUGGCAGCAGGUCCAUGCUCUUUAACCGAAACCUGGAGGAAAGCAAGCGUAGCAAAUCACUUUACCCCGAUCACCCCACAGACAACCCUUUCAUGCAAUCUAUACGGGACGACACUCGCCUGGUCCAUGGCAGGAGCUCGUCGGACAUUUACAAACUACUGGCUCCCAUCAAAACCAGAAAUGAGAACAAUCUGAGGUCCUCUGUGAAGUCCACCACCUCAUACUCUUCCAGGGAUGAUCGAAUACCCAAUGACAUGUACAUUUCAGAGCAUGUAAUGCCUUAUGUAGCCAACAAGACUAGUGCAUACUCAGCUCCCCGGGUCCUCAACUCUUCACAGUUUAGCAAUAGACGAGUAUAUAAGAAAAUACCUAGUCUCGAGUCAGACGUUUAAUGCUUUUUGUGUAGUUUAAAUAUUUACUCACUUAGAAUGCCACAGUCACCUACAUCUAAAAAGUACCCAAGGACUCUCUUUGCAGAUAUCACUUUUCUUAUAUGAGAGAAUCAGCCUGGAUAGCACUUUCCAAAGGUUUCAGCAUUUUAGGAUGCCUGCCAGGCAACUAAUUGUUGAAAUACAGUCAAAUAUGAGCCAAUAAAAUGUGGUCCAGCAUAGAAGUGUGUUCACAAAAUGAAGCAGAUUAUAUGGUGGGGUUUCAGGCAUUUGGCCCCUCACAGCAUGUGAUGAAUGCAUACCUGUAUCAAACUGACUAUGGCUGGAUUAGUUCCUGAGCUCAAGGCAAGCAAGGGUAUUUCAUUCAAGGCACUCAGCAAUUGCAUUUUUGCUUUUAUUACCAUAUACUUGGGAUUUUUGGCAUUCUAAUCCCUAUUUAGAAUUAAGAAGUGAUCUUAUUUGGUAGCACAAUAAUUAUAAGUUACCUACCCACCUCUGCUUUAUAAACAGAAUUUCUAUAUUACCAUCAGGAAUAGAUUUUAUGUUUUGCAUGUGUUAUUUUUCCUUGUCUUUUCUCUCUUGUUUUGGUUGAAGAUAUAUUUACAAUAAGUUGAUUUGGUUGGACAACUGAGAUGGUCAUCUGUGCAAUGAAAACGUGACCUGUAUAUAGGUGGUUUGACCCUGGGUUGUGUUGGAACCCUGAGAUAACACAUGUGAGCAGCCUCUGGGAAUAUUGUGUUGGUCCUCCAUUUACGUAAGUUAAGAUGCUUUUGUAAUGAAUGUUUGUCUCAAAUUCAUUCUGUCAAUGUACACUGUGAUACCAAAUCAGAACAUCACCUCCAGAACAUUGUAGUUUGGCAGAGCCUUCACUUACAAAAAAGUACCAAAAGUACCAUGGUACUAUCAUGGUUUUUGAAUAUGUAUCAUGGAACUAUCAUGGUUUUUUGGACAUGCACAUGGUAUAACCAUGUUUUUUUGGACAUGUACCUUGGUACUUCCAUGUGUACUUGGUACUUGGAUGUGUACCAUGAUACUACAAUGAUUUUGUUUUUUGUAUAUUGGUACUACUAUGAUAUUUGGACAUACACCAUUUGUACUACCAUGUUUAUUUGGACAUGGUACCAUGGUACUACCAUAGUAUUCUUGGAAGUACCUUGGAUUUCCAUAUAAAUACUGUGGUACAUGAAUUUCAGUAACAUGGUAUAAAUCAAAGUACCAUGGUAUUACCAUCUGAUACCAUCACAGUACCAGUUCCAACACAGUACUUUUUUUGUAAGGGUUGCUUUGCUGUUGAGAGCCAGUCAAGUCUAAAGAGUGACACAUUUUAAACCUUGGGUUAGCUUAAAGUUUGAACUAGAACAUUGGUUUUCUGUUGCAGUCCCGAACAUCAACAUAUGCUAUUCAAACAAAGGACUAACAAGCAAGACCUUUUUUUCUGCAGACCUAUUACUAAACGUUAUAUUGUAUAAACACACUCAAUGAACUCAAAACACAUAGCCAAAUUUUAUAUUAGAUCAAAUACCUCAGGAUGCUUCUUUGUCAUUUUGUGUACCAGUUUUACUGCAGCACUGAAAGAUGCAUUUACAUUUUGUUAGGCAUGCUACUAAAUUAAUGGGAUUCUUUAUUUCCUUGCACUCCAGUGUUGUCCAUGGACUUCCAGUGCAGUUGUGACACAAAUAGACAUGAACAAUGAGAGUAACAGCAAUCAGAGCUCAUUAUGCUAUCUUUGAAUCAAGUGUUUCGUUUACGAGUUCAGCAUUUGUAGUGCAACAGGUUUUUUUAUGGCAUGGAUCAGAUGCAGAGCUGAAUAUGAUAUAAAGAUUAAAUGAUUUACAUGUUUGAACACUCUUAUAUCAGACAUAUUGUUUCUUUUACCUUACCCAAUAAUCUGACAUUAUACAAUGUACACCAUCGUUUUGAAUAUCUCAACACUAUCAUAGUAAUGAACAUAUUCAUCAUAUGAAGUGCUGCUUUAUGAAGCUAAUGUGCAGUAUGCACAUGUAAAAUAUCAAGGUCUUGUAAUCAUGUAUGCCAUGCAUAGUUUCUACUCUUUGCCACUUGUUUUUUUUUUUUUUUUUCCACCCUUGUAAUAAUUCCAGUCUUGAAAGAAAAUGUAUUUUGAUUACAUGAAAUAUUAAUGGCAUGCAAGUCAAUUGUAACUUUUUCUAUGUUUUUGUUAUGAUAUUAUGAUCACAGAUUAUUUGUUACAGGGUGCAAAUAUAGCAUAUGUAUGAAAAGAAAUUUUUCAAAAGCAUUACAGUGCUGUGGUUUUGGGGAAAUAAGCAAGGUAAUAACCUUUAGCCCAUCACAGUAUUUAAUAUAUUUAUCAUUGAGCCACAUCUGAGUUUAUUUUAUAUCUGGAGGCCACCUUUGUGAGGUGAGGUGAAUAUCCUUGCUCUUCCAUGAUUGGCAGGUGAAAACAUCACUGGGGGGUGGGGGGGGGGAGUCCUUUUUGGGUCUGCUAUACCUCCAAAGAUAUGUCUUCUUGAUUUUCUCUAUUAUCUAUGGUUUGCUGUAAGAAUAGAGCUUUUUUAAUUCUUCAAAGACUUAAGCAACUAUUUUGAAUAUAAGAUACUUGUAAAUUGCUUGUAAAUUCAUGCUCGAAUAUGUCAUUAUGAACGUAACGAUUAUACAGAGUAAACAAUAUUUUGUGUGUAGGUUUCACAGGUCUGUAUAGUAGCACUCGUUUUCUGUAGCAUAUGUAUCGAGAAAAAAAAGACAUCACUCACAAGGUCAGCAUUGAAACAUCACCUUAAGAGAUUUCAAAGUCUCCAUGCAGUUUGUAAUCAGGGAUUGUAGCCCUGCAGUUUUUGUAAGCUUGAUGAUUUCGGAGGGUGGAGUGGGGGAUACAGGCAUUGAAGCAGGUUUUUCUAAGUAAAUACUGUGAGUCCACUUGAAGGUGAGCUUGGAUCAAACAUGCCUAUAUAUCAGUUUGUGGAGAGCUGAGAGAGGCCUCUUUGGUUCAUAGGCGUACUGCGCAAGGGCCGUUGUGAGACUGCAGGGUUUUGAAUCAUCCUGCUCAUGAACCAAAUCUCUGUGGCCACUCGGCCGCCAAACUUCUGGGAUUUUUACACAACAUCUUGAAAACCAAAAUGUACUUUUUACUUCACCAGUAGUGUCGUUCUGUGGUUAGCGAUGGUUAUUGGAGGUGGUCAUAUCUGUUAUGUAGAACAGUGCAGGUCAGGUAUUGAUGGCAACUAGAUAGAGAUUAACUGUCUGAGAUUAUUUUAUGUAGCAGUUUUUGGCUAGGCAAAAGCCAUGCAUAGUUUAUUAAAAAUCAAAUAUAUUAUAUUUUUGGUUUUAUUUAUCUUUCAUAGAAUAGUUAAACAAAUAUGAACUUAAAGUAGCUCAAAUGCCAAUUAUUUCCAUAAGAAAAGCUAGACUAGGCAAAGUAGUUGACUUACUAAGAGUAAGCAAGGUACAAGAUUUUUAAGUCACAGAAACAAUUAGUACUUUCUCAAUUACACCUUAAAUGUCUGUUAAAAAUGUAUCUGUUUUGUACGUCACAUUUGUUAUGCCCCAUUUUUUUAAUCAGAGAAUCAGACUGUUUUGUGUAUGUUUGUGCGUAUCUGUUAUUCAUUACUGUUAAGAAGAGAGAGGCAUUAGUUAAAGGGAUAGUUAACCCAAAAAUGAAAAUUCUGUCAUCAUUUUCUCACCCUCAGGUUGUUCCAAACCCAUAAGACUUUCUUUCUUCUGUGGAACACAAAAGGAGAUUUUAGGCAGAAUGUUAUGGACUGAGCUUUGGUCACCAUGUGCUUUUAUUGUAUAGAAAAAAAAAGAUGCUGUGAAAAUUUCCACAGAAAGAAGAGCAAGUCAUAUGUGUUUCAGAUGACAUUUGAGUGAGUAAAUGAUGAUAGAGUUUUCAUUUUUGGGUGAACUAAUGAUUUUAAGAUUUUUACAGUCCAUAGCACCCCUUGAAAUGAUGCAUAGAUGAGCUGACUAUUUAUACUUGAAAAAUGUAUUAUGUCUUUUCAGAUAGCUGAAACAGCUCUAUCAACAUGAGUUUUGUAAUAAAUACCCAUUACAGUCAAAUAUACAUACAAAAACCAUUUUCUUUUCAUUUAGGUACAUUUUAUUACAGCAUAGGGCAGAAUAUAAAAAAUAGAUGCAUUUGAUGCACUAGAGGGAAGCAGGGAUGUGAGACCAUUACCUAACACAACAAUAGAUCUCCCUCCGAGUCAAUUUUGCAUCCACAAGACCAUUCUAAAUCCAUUCUUCCCAAAUUUGAUAUUUUGCCAAGUGCAGUGUAGUAAGAACAAUGGGCCCUCACUGCUGCCAAGCAAGCUGUUGUACUGCCACUGCAUCAUUGGCUGUGUUCCCAAGUUUCAAGGAGAAAGCACCUCAACUCAAAUUACAUCUGCCUGAAUCACACAAGGCACAGUGAAAUGGGGCAGGUGGCAUAAGACAGGAGUGUGAGCCUUCAUGCAUGACUGUGUCAACUAUGUAGCUCACUCCCUUUCACUCUCAGGCUGCUUCAUAACCCUCAGGAAGACAAAAAAAUAAAUAAAAAAAAAUAAAAUAAAAAAUACAAAUAAAUGGCAGCUUGGAAACAACAUUGACAGUUUGCUUGAUUCCAACAAAUCCCUUGCUCAUAUUUCCUCACAGUUCUCAAAUGAGAGCUUUUUACUCACUGUCAGUCAUGCAGUUCUUUAAGAAAUUUCAUAUUUUUGAAAUAGUACUUUCAUCACCUUUGCAUGACUGCUAUUUAUUGUCUUUAA